GCCACCGCCUCAUUACGCUCACCGUGCGCUGCGCUGAGACAUCGCCGGCAGCGCCCUGUCGGAUAUAUAAACCCGCUGCAGACAGAACAAUGGCUCGCAAGCGAGUUACAGUCGUCGAUACGUUAACGCAACGCUAUUGAAAUCACCAGCUAUGAAUCAUGUGUCUUAUGUUUCUCUCAAAUUUGCUUGUGAGCAUCCUCAUUUCCGGGCUCCGGUCGUCCAUAACGAGAGCAUCGCUCGUGGAGAAUGAAUCCGGUAGGGCUGCUGUUCCAGUGUGGGUGGAGCCGGAUGCCACUGCACCAUCACACACAUGGAACGGGAGCGCUCUGGAGGUGGAACAUGCGAUAACAUACCCCUCUCGCCUCAUCUACUACCUGAACGAGGACUCAGAGAGCACUUACCACAACCUGAACACCCAGGCAAAGACCCCCAGCCAGCAGGGCCAGGCAGUGCACUUGGCUGAAGCUUCCUUUCAACUUGAGUCAUUUGGGUCUAGAUUCAUACUGGACCUCACACUGAACACUGACCUGCUGGCCUCCAGUUACGUGGAGAUUCACUAUGAAGAGGGCAAACCCAUCCUGUCAAAGGGUGGAGAGCAUUGUUAUUACCAUGGUCAGGUGAGAGGGAAUGACGCCUCUCUGGUAGCUCUAUCCACCUGUAAUGGCUUACACGGCAUGUUUGAUGAUGGACUCCAUUUGUAUCUGAUUGAGCCCUUGAAGCAGACUCACUCUAUCAACGGUGCCGCUCGGCCCCACAGGUUACGCAGGGGCCCCAGCCUGCUGCUGUCUCCAGGCCGAGAGCAUGCAGGCAUGGACGUGGACAUGCUGGAUGACGUGUCUUGGAUACGUCGUAGGAAAAAGCGAGCGAUGCCACGGAAUAUUUUCGAGGAGAUGAAGUACAUUGAGCUCAUGAUUGUCAGUGACCACAACAUGUUCAAGAGACUGAAGACCAAGCAGCAGACACGAAAUUUUGCCAAGUCUGUGGUCAACCUGGUGGACACUGUUUUUAAAGAACAUUUGAAGACGCGCGUGGUCCUGGUUGCUAUGGAGAUCUGGACAGAAAAGGACAAUAUCCCGAUCAGCGUGAUGCCGCUGGCGAUGCUUCGAGACUUCGCCAAAUAUCGGCAGCAGCACAUCAAGCAGCAUGCGGACGCGGUGCACCUCUUCUCCAACGUGACGUUUCACUACCGCCGGAGCAGCGUGGCGUUCUUCGGCGGGAUGUGCUCUGUGCGCCGCGGGGUCGGAGUCAACGAGUACGGGUCUACAUGGACAAUGGCUCUCUCACUAUCUCAAAGUCUGUCCCAAAAUCUAGGCAUUCAGUGGGAUCCAGGAUCCAGCAAGAACAAGGAGUGUGGAUGUGUUGACUCCUGGGCGGGCUGUAUCAUGGAGGACACUGGAGUGCAGCACCCACGAAAGUUCUCCAAGUGCAGUAUUUUAGACUAUAAAGAGUUUCUUUUAAAGGGCGGGGGAUCUUGCCUCUUCAACAGGCCCACAAAGCUGUUUGAGCAGACAGAGUGUGGGAACGGCUACUUGGAAGCAGGAGAGGAGUGUGACUGUGGCGCGAGAGCCGAUUGCUAUAAAGAAUGCUGUAAGAAAUGUUCUUUGUCUAAUGGAGCACACUGCAGUGAUGGGCCCUGCUGUAACAACACCUGUCUGUUCUACCCAAGAGGCUACAGCUGUCGAUACGCAGUGAACGACUGUGAUAUUUCCGAGACAUGCACAGGAGACUCAGGACAGUGCCCUCCUAACCUCCACAAACAGGAUGGCUACUUCUGCCACCUCAACCAGGGACGCUGCUACAGCGGGGAGUGUAAGACCAGGGACAGCCAGUGCAAAUACGUGUGGGGGCCAAAGUCUGGGAGCUCAGAGAAGUUCUGCUAUGAGAAGCUGAACACAGACGGCUCUGCGAAGGGGAACUGCGGCGAAGAUGGAGACAAGUGGAUCCAGUGCAGCAAGCAUGACGUGUUCUGUGGGUACCUGCUGUGCGCCAACAUUGGCCAGGUGCCUCGGCUCGGAGUAAUAAAGGGAGAGGUCACGCCCACGACCUUCAACCACCAGGGCCGUAUAAUAGAGUGCAGUGGGGGUCAUGUGUUGUUGGAUGACGGCACUGAUCUGGGUUACGUGGAGGAUGGGACUCCAUGUGGGCCGUCCAUGAUGUGCCUUGACCGUAAGUGUCUGCCUAUCCAGUCCCUCAACAUGAGUGCCUGCCCAACUGGCUCCAAAGGUCACAUCUGCUCAAACCACGGGGUUUGCAAUAACGAGGUGACGUGUACAUGUGACACAACGUGGGCAGGGACUGACUGCAGCAUUCCUGACCCUCACAAAGAGCCUGCCCCAGUCGAAGAGGAAGGACCACGGGAAACGUCAAAAAGCGACGGAUCGACCCGAAUGCCGCUGCCAUCUAGUGGAGAAGGAGGAUUGGCGCUGCUCCAACGCUUCUUUAGACAUCUACAGCUGGCCUGCAAUUUACUGCUGCUCUUUUUUUGCCAUUAGUUACUUGACAACAUACACAGUAGAAGAUAUCUUAAAGAACACACCCUUGUUUCAUAGGACUUCGGCUUCUGAGCGCCACUCCGGGUGUUCUUACUUUCUUUUUUUAUACCCCUAACGUACCCAGACGUCUUUACUGUCAGGCACCUUCUUUAAUAACACCCCUAUUAAACCAUCCUCUCAUUACAAAGACAUGAUACUCCAGAGCGCCAGUCGGUCCUGGCGUCCUGGCCAAAGGGCUGCAUGGCUUCUUACCGGAACACUGAAUAGGUGUCUUUCUGAACAGAGGAGAAAGUGCUCUUUCACACCAACAGGAGAGCGGUCGUGCCAUAACCGCGGCCGUAGAUUCGUGUGAAAGCCUGGCUUCUGUUCACAGCUUUAGGCCUCAUUGUAAAUCAACAAGGACUCCAGUUUCUAUGAUCCCUUAGUGAUUUGUUUGAUAGAGUUGAGUCCAGCUGCGUACAGGCCUUAACAACUUAUCAAGUAAAGACAUAUCACAAAGAGACAUGGAACCGAAAAUAGUUACGGUGCUGAUCCACAAGAACAUAUCGUUUAAAACGCUAAAUGUUUCAUGCUUGUUUUUAGCUUUGUUUGUUUUUUAGUAGAUCAUGUUGCGUAGUAGGCAUCAAUUGAAAUGUUCAUAAAAUUAUUAUGUCUUGCCCAAUCACUCAUGCUUAACACAACUGCAAGUUUAAUGUCAUCAAAUCAGAUAGAUUGUGCAGCAUAUGCAUAGGCUAUAUUGUGGUAAAGGUCACUGUGCUGAGGCAAGCAAAGUACACAACAGGUCAACAGAUCCGUAGGAUACUAUUUUUCAUUACAGAACUUGAGCCUAGCUGAAAAGCCAAAGAAUAUGGAGAAUACAUGAGCGAUAUGUAUAAGAGCUGGCUUUUAAUACACAAAGCACUUUUGCCCUGGUCUCGGAAAGACUGCAGUAACCAGAAUGAACCAGUCCUUUGAGAAAUAUCCUUUUGGGCCACCAGUAUCACAUCCUGUUUACCCAGAGAACUACAACCUGUUGUAUUCAGACUUUAGAGAAGGUCUUAACUUACAUUUACACUUCAUUUAGCUUUCUCUGCUUACAUUAUAAGGCGUGAUGGCUUUGCAGCAUGCAUUCAAUAUAGUGGACUUACUGCUAUAUAAGGGAGUCCCCUCCAUAAGAAACUAUACUACAGAAGGAUCCUGUCCUAAGAGUGCAUGUCAGCAACAGAAAAACUUUUAUUUACUAUGCAAAGAAAAUUGAACGAAAAUUGUUUAGUGUAAAAAUGAACACAGCAUAAUUAAAUAAAAACCAAGGUUCCAGUACGGCCAUUUUCCUAUUUUUAAGAUUUAGAUAUAAUAUAAGUUUGCGCUAUAAAGAAAAAUGCUUGUCAGAGUUCACAUGAGUGUGGAACGAAUGUGUUGGGCUCUAAAUAAAUCCUGUAAUUAUUUCAUUUUCUGAUGUUUCGGGUGAGGCUUUAUAAUCUCCUUUUAAAAAUGCUUUUCUUGACUUUUCGUUCAUUAAUUACGACUCCUAUGUGAGACGAGGCCAAACACCUCUUAACCACCUUUACUCACAGUUCAUUUGCAGGAGGAGUUCAUUCAAUAAACCUAAAGUGUUUUGCAUUUA
Electrophorus electricus (electric eel) is the source of this 4095-nucleotide messenger RNA. It is a transcript of the gene adam23b, whose product is annotated as ADAM metallopeptidase domain 23b. Gene Ontology annotation, cellular component: presynaptic membrane. Gene Ontology annotation, molecular function: metalloendopeptidase activity. Gene Ontology annotation, biological process: proteolysis. NCBI's taxonomy places the organism in Eukaryota, Metazoa, Chordata, Actinopteri, Gymnotiformes, Gymnotidae. The record is from RefSeq and is a predicted model, not a curated record.